Parnassius mnemosyne (clouded apollo) is the source of this 420-nucleotide messenger RNA. Lineage: Eukaryota; Metazoa; Arthropoda; Insecta; Lepidoptera; Papilionidae. The record is from the annotation of a GenBank genome assembly.
AUGAAAGUAACGAAGAGACGGCCCCCAGUCCCCGGCGGCCCCGCUAUUCCUGGCUACGGUGGCGACCAUGGUAACGGCAGGGCAGGAGGUGCUAAGAAUCUCCGGUGGAGGUUCGGUUGCCACCUACGACGACUCGACCUGGCAACUUAUAGCGCACGCACCCUGAGGACUGACGAGAAGAUCCUGGAGCUGGAAGAAGAGAUAGACAAGUUGCGCUGGAAUGUCAUAGGAUUAUCCGAAGUCCGAAGAGAGGGGGAGGACACGGUUAUCCUCGAAUCCGGCAAUUUGUUCUAUCACCGGGAGGGCGACCAUCUCUCCCAAGGAGGUGUCGGAUUUAUCGUCCACAAGUCUCUCGUUAACAACUUUGUAGAGAUUGGGAGUCAUACAGGUUUACGCACCCAUCUCGGUAUACCCCGAUGA